AAAAUGAAGGAGGGACGCAAGGGUGAAGGGAUAAUGAAGACGAAGAUGAACAUGUUGAUGGUGAUGGUGAUUACCAUAUUGAUACACAUUUUGGCUGUAGAUGGUAUGGUUUGCAGCUCUCAGUCUCCUUUUCUGUCUUCUUUUCGCUCUGCCUCAUCGUGCUGUUUUCUUUCCCCUCUUGCUCCUCUUCGUUUGCAUACUGCUGCACUCUCCACCUCCUGGUCUCGUCAAAGCAUGGCUCUUCAAGCAGAAAAUGCUUGCUUGAAGAGCCAAAGGAGACAGUCGAGCCAGACUCUCGCGACGUCCAUCUUCUCCCCGCGCAUUCAUUCUCAGUCACACGGAAGCAAGGACGUUGCCUUGAGAAACAGUUUGAACGUGGAGGGAGAAAGGCAGGAGAAGGAGGAAGAAAAGGAGGGCUCUUCUUUCUUUGAGAACUUCAAUCUGACAGAGCAAAGCAUGUCCAACUUGCGUAGCCGAGGGAUCGAAAAGGCAUCGAGAGUGCAAGAGCUUUGCUACGCUCCGAUCAGAGCAGGGGAGGACGUCAUAGCAGUAUCGCCAACAGGCACUGGGAAGACGCUUGCUUACGCCCUCCCCCUGCUUGACAGUAUCCUUGAGGAGCCUCCUGACACUUCGAAGAACCCCCGAGUCCUCGUCAUUGCUCCUUCACGAGAGCUGGCGAAUCAGAUCGAACGAGAGUUUCGCAAGACAGGAGGGAAAAACGUGUCGGUGGUGGCGGUGACAGGAGGAUCGAACAUGCAUCCUCAAGUUCAGAAGAUCAAGGAAGGAGUUGACGUGGUGGUCGGAACACCAGGAAGGAUCGUGGACCUUGUCUCCUCUCGCCAGCUCUCCUGCUCCUCCAUAGAAGUACUCGUUCUCGACGAGGCUGAUGUGCUGCUUCAGCAAGGGUUCGCCCCAGAGAUCGACUCGAUCCUAGAGAGCCUUCCCAGGUUCAGGAGGACGCAGAAGCUCAUGUUCGGAGCGACGCUUCCUCCCAAGCUCCUCAGGGUAGCACAGGACGUUUGUCGCAGGCCCGUGAUGAUCGACUCGAGCGGUCUGCACAGGAGCUUGGCGAAGGUGGCGAAGGAGGAAGAGGAGGAGACGAGCGGAAUCUCUCAUGUGGCUAUCCGAGCAGCAGCAGGCAGCAGGGCGGAAGUCAUCACUGACUUGCUCCUCACCUCAGGCCCUCGUCGUGCCAUCGUCUUUGCAAACACGAAGCUUGAGGCGGUUGAGCUGGCAAACGAGCUGACCAAGUCGAGCACGAGCACCAACGUGGACGUGCUGCACGGCGACCUCCCGCAGUUUCAGCGCAAUCGCGUGAUGCGCAUGCUGAGGGAGGGCGACGUCUCUGUCCUGGUCGCCACGGACGUGGCUUCUAGAGGCAUCGACGUGGCGGAUCUGGACCUGGUCGUGCAGUGUGGCGUCCCGCUGUCAGCGUCAGGGGCGAUGAGGAGGAAGACGAAGACGCUGGCGGAGGUGGUCAACACAGAAGUCUUCGUGCAUCGGAGCGGACGAACGGGAAGGAUGGGGAGGAGCGGCACUAGCGUCCUGCUGUGGGACCCGACCGCGGGGGAGGAGAAACUUGUGCAGGCGCUGGAGAGGAGUGCCAAGGUGAAGUUCGACUACCGAGAUGCUCCGGGCCCCGAGGAGAAGAUGUCUGCCAUGAGCCGCAGGACGAGGAGGAGGAUGGAAGAGGUGGACGAAGCAGUCGUGCGGCUGUUCAUGAAGGAGGCAGAAAGUCUUUAUGAGAGCUCAGGGCUCUCCGCGCUCGCUCGCGCUCUUGCCCUGGUCAACGGCGUGACUUCCCCCCCUUCACCAAGAUCCUUGCUGGACAAUCGAAGAGACUUCUUGACCGUCAAGGCAACUCCCAAGAAGAAUGCCGAUGGCUCAUCUCGCAAACUGCUGCCGUCUUCCGUGCUCAAGGUAGGACGAAGACAUCGAUUGUUUCACCAUCAUUGAUAGUCUGGAGCAUCAAAAUGUGGUGUGACAUCUAUUUUCAUUCCUCUUAUGCUGUUCUCUCUGCCUGAACUUGCCUGAUAUUCCCCUUCCACUUCUCCCCUCCCCUCCCCUCUUUCUUCACCUGCAGUAGACUUAUGCAAUCGUGCAUUCUAUUUAUGCGAUCGGAUUAAUUUCACUAAAGAACAUCAUCAUC
Guillardia theta CCMP2712 is the source of this 2149-nucleotide messenger RNA. RefSeq lists its product as hypothetical. NCBI's taxonomy places the organism in Eukaryota, Cryptophyceae, Pyrenomonadales, Geminigeraceae. The transcript has 3 exons. The record is from RefSeq and is a predicted model, not a curated record. Gene Ontology annotation, molecular function: ATP binding; nucleic acid binding. Bases 4 to 1956 code for a protein of 650 amino acids.